Molecule: messenger RNA, 1665 nt
Organism: Clonostachys solani
Lineage: Eukaryota; Fungi; Ascomycota; Sordariomycetes; Hypocreales; Bionectriaceae
Source: the annotation of a GenBank genome assembly
AUGGAGGCUUUGCGUAGCAAUGACAGUAGUGGCGAUUCAGCCCAGCAGCAGUUCGCUGUGCUGGACAUGCUCAUCCCGGGCUUCUCCCUCUUCCUAACCACUGUUCAAUCUUCGUUCGCCAUCGAUCUGAGGAUUUACAUUCCGCUACUGCUCAUCGUCGGAAGCAGUGCUUGGGUUUGGUCUCAUGUAUGGGAAUUUAUUAAAGAUGGCUUUGAUAAGUAUCUCAUGUCGUCAAUGUAUAUCCGCACCGAUGAUGAAGUUUUUAACAUCGUCAUGGGCUGGGUUGCCCAGCAAAAUUUCUCCCGAGAUUCCAAUCGCUUCAUUCCUAAUACAAACGUCAACUCAAGAUCAUGGGCGUUAUGGAACGAUGGAGGAGAUGAUAGCGAGGAUGAUGAUGAGAGCGAUAGCGAGGAGGGCUACGCUCAUAAGGAUAGAAAGAAGAACUCCAGUGAGCUCAAGUAUACGCCUUCAUACGGCACUAGCUUCUUUACCUACCAUGGCCACCUUCUUCUCUUCAUCCGUACUGAGGAUACCAAUCGGGGGAGUAACCUUUCUGCCAGCGAGCGUGAAACAAUCCAGAUUUCUUGCUUUGGUCGAAACCCGGCUGUGCUGAAGGAAUUACUUCUCGAGGCACGCCAGUUAUAUUUAUCCAAGGACCAAUCGAAGACCAUCAUCUAUCGGGGAACUGGUUCCAAGUCCAACGAAUCGCCAGGCUGGAAACGGUGCGUCGCUCGCUUCUCGCGUCCAUUUUCCACUAUCCUGCUCAGCGACGAAAUAAAGCAGCGGGUCAUUGACGAUGUCGCGGACUACAUUGACUCGAACACUCGGCGAUGGUAUGCGAACCGAGGUAUUCCUUAUCGCCGUGGUUACCUAUUCUAUGGCCCGCCUGGCACCGGCAAGAGCUCGCUGAGCUUCGCUCUGGCAGGCUUCUUCCAGCUACCCAUUUACAUCAUUAGUCUGAGCUCGCCGGUGGCCACUGAGGAAAACGUAUCGACGCUCUUCGGCCAGCUUCCCCGACGCUGUAUUGUGCUCCUUGAGGAUAUUGAUAGCGCAGGCGUAACUCAUACUCGAGUUGCCCAAGAUGGCCAGUCUUCCGACACACCUUCUACAGGAUCUGAGAGGCUCUCUCUAUCCGGGCUCUUGAAUGUGCUAGACGGUGUGGCCUCCCAGGAAGGCCGAGUUCUGAUCAUGACUACCAACCACCUGGAGAAGUUAGAUCCAGCCCUGACCCGACCAGGCCGGGUGGACCUAAUGGUCGAAUUUAGUCUCGCGGAUGAAGAGGUGGCCGCAUCUAUUUUCCGUGCUAUUUACACCCCGUACGAGGGAGAGAUACUCCUUGGCAUUAACGGUAAGGGGGCGUCGCCACAGGCCAUGGAGGAGGACGAGAAAGCCGUGGCCCGGCGCACCCAAGUAAUUGCUGAUAUCAAGGAUAUGGCAAUCGACUUCGCGGCCAAGAUACCACAGGAGGAGUUCAGCCCCGCUGAAGUUCAAGGGCUGCUUUUACAGCAUAAGCGCGAUCCGUUAGCCGCCAUCCAGGCGGUUGACCGAUGGAUCAAGACAACUCGCGAAGAACGAGCAAAGAGGAGAGCCCGCGAGACAGAAAAGCUCAAGGAACAGGCUGAGAAAAUGGAGGAGGAUCAAGGCGGGGAACAGAAUUGUAAUUAG